CCUGCGCUGCACCAAGUCGCGACGUCCGUGUCGCACCUGAUCCGCGACGAUAUGAACCCCAUGCGGGUCGACAUGCGCUCGUUCUACCUGUACGCGCCGAACGAGUUGAAGCACCGCAAGCGCACAACACGCGACCAGCUGAAGGUUCUCGAGAGCAUGUUCAAG
Messenger RNA from Rhodofomes roseus, 165 nucleotides. RefSeq lists its product as uncharacterized. The transcript has a single exon. The record is from RefSeq and is a predicted model, not a curated record. The annotation marks the transcript as partial. Lineage: Eukaryota; Fungi; Basidiomycota; Agaricomycetes; Polyporales; Fomitopsidaceae.